ACAUAAAAAUUCCUUCAAUUAGUAAAGCAAAAGCAUAGUUAACUAAAGUUGAGAGAUGGCAGAUGUUAAGUUGCUUGGUUUAUGGUAUAGCCCUUUUAGUCAUAGAGUUGAAUGGGCUCUAAAGAUUAAGGGAGUGAAAUAUGAAUUUAUAGAAGAAGAUUUACAAAAUAAGAGUCCUCUACUUCUUGAAUCCAAUCCAAUUCACAAGAAAAUUCCUGUGCUUAUUCAUAAUGGCAAGCCCAUUUGUGAGUCAAUUGUCAUUCUUGAAUACAUUGAUGAGGCAUUUGAAGGUCCUUCCAUCUUGCCUAAAGACCCUUAUGAUCGAGCUUUAGCUCGAUUUUGGGUAAAGUUUUUUGAAGAUAAGGGUCCAACAAUGAGGAAAAGUAUUUUUCUCAAAGGAGAGGAGCAAGAGAAAGCUAAAGAGGAAGUUUUUGAGAUGUUGAGAAUUCUUGAUAAUGAGCUCAAAGACAAGAAGUACUUUGUUGGUGACAAAUUUGGAUUUGUUGAUAUUGUUGCAAAUGUUGGGGCACUUUGGCUGGGAGUUCUUGAAGAAGUAUCUGGAGUUGUUUUAGUGACAAGUGAAAAAUUUCCAAAUUUUUGUGCUUGGAGAGAUGAAUAUUGCACACAAAACAAGGAAUAUUUACCUUCAAGAGAUGAAUUACUUGUUCGUUACCAAGCCUAUAUUCAGCCUGUUAUUGCUUCAAAAUGAGUACAACUCAAGUGAAUUUCAAGAUUUUGUGUGACAAUAAAAGUUAGAUAUGGAUUUAUGAUCAGCUUUUGUUAAUUUAAUUGAAGGUUGAUUUUGAAUUG
Molecule: messenger RNA, 810 nt
Organism: Solanum verrucosum
Lineage: Eukaryota; Viridiplantae; Streptophyta; Magnoliopsida; Solanales; Solanaceae
Product: probable glutathione S-transferase
Exons: 2
Coding region: 56-709 (217 amino acids)
Biological process (GO): glutathione metabolic process
Cellular component (GO): cytoplasm
Molecular function (GO): glutathione transferase activity
Source: RefSeq, a predicted model, not a curated record